Messenger RNA from Polychytrium aggregatum, 1799 nucleotides. Its product is annotated as Alpha/Beta hydrolase protein. Gene Ontology annotation, molecular function: homoserine O-acetyltransferase activity. Lineage: Eukaryota; Fungi; Chytridiomycota; Chytridiomycetes; Polychytriales. The transcript has 9 exons. Gene Ontology annotation, biological process: L-homoserine metabolic process. The coding region runs from base 214 to 1542 and encodes 442 amino acids. The record is from RefSeq and is a predicted model, not a curated record.
ACACCUCCUCUCGGACGCUUUCGCAGGUCCUCUGCCCAUCGUCACUGCGAUUCAGACCUCGUCCUGCGUGGCCCCACGUCCCCGGAGCUCCCUCGACCUACUUAACCUUGGUCCAGACCAGGACAGCCCCGCUGCCCGCCUUGCUGCCCUCCAUCUCGCCCGGGCUUUCAUCGCUCCAGAUCCUCCUGCUCAUCCACUUCCACCACUCCAGACAUGAUCACCACCAACGGAACAGCGCCGGCUCUCAACGAUGAGGAGCAAGUCCGCCUUGCUCAAAAGUUCCCAGAAAUGGUCGCUGACCAGUCGAUCAUCCACCUCGACUCGUUUGAGCUCGAAUCGGGCGUCGUGCUCAAGAAUGUGCCCGUUGCGUACAAAACAUGGGGCAAGCUCAACCAAGACGGCUCAAACGUCAUGGUGAUUUGCCAUGCGCUCACAGGCUCGGCGGAUGUCGAGGACUGGUGGGGCCCGCUUCUCGGCGAAGGCCGUGCUUUCGAUCCAAAGGUGUUCUUCAUCUUCUGCGCCAACAUCCUGGGCUCGCCGUACGGCUCGGCUUCACCCAUCACCGUCAACCCUGAAACCGGCAAACUCUAUGGCCCAACUUUCCCUGCCGUCUCUGUCCGAGACGAUGUAAGGAUUCAAAAGACGAUCCUGGAGCUGAUUGGAGUUCAGCAAAUCCGAUUUGUCAUCGGCGGAUCGCUCGGUGGCAUGCUGGCACUCGAAUGGGCCAUGCUGGGCUCGGAGACCGUCAAGAAUGUUGUGGCCAUUGCAACGUGUGGGCGUCACUCGGCCUGGGGAAUCAGCUGGGGUGAAGUUCAACGACAGUGCAUCUACAGCGACCCCGACUACAAGCAUGGCUGGUAUUCGCUGAACAGCCCUCCAACCAAGGGCCUGAGCUCGGCGCGCAUGAGUGCCAUGCUGACAUAUCGAUCAAGAAACUCCUUCCAGGCGCGAUUUGGUCGCCAAACGAUGCCCCCGAAGCCUCUGCAUACUAGCACGCGCGAGCUGUCGCCAGAGGAGAAGGCAGCGCUGUUGCAUAACGAAGGAAUUCAGGGCAAGGUUCCCAAUCCGCCCAGCGAGGUGAAUGGUGCGGACAAGUACGCCGUUUACUCGGCCCAGAGCUAUUUGCGGUAUCAAGGCGACAAGUUCCUCAACCGCUUUGAUGCAAACUGCUACAUCGCCAUCACCCGCAAGAUGGACACCCACGACCUGUCCCGGGGACGGAGUGGCGAUUACAUCGAGACACUGCGUGAGAUUCAGCAGCCCACACUCGUGAUUGGCAUUUCCUCGGAUGGACUCUUUACUGUAUCAGAGCAGUAUGAGCUCGCCGAGCACAUUCCCAAUUCAGAGCUGCACAUUAUCGAGUCUGGCGAGGGCCACGACGCCUUCCUGCUCGAAUUUGACGAAAUCAACUUUGAGAUCAGCAAGUUCCUGAAGGCCCACUGCCCUGAGCUCCUUGCCAAGGAUAUCCGCAAGUGGACAAAGGAGGAGAUGGUAUCCAAGGCCAGUGUCUUUGGAGAAGCCGAGGAUCCUUUGUUGUGGUGAUUGUCCUGGAUCGAAGUCCCCAAUUGGCAUCGAGGCUCCUUGCAGGCCUCGCACCACGACGGAUCUCCUGCGGUGUUCAACAAAGCCAUCGCCGCUGAUCGGAUCAGCGAGUGGCGACUUGUACUUUGACGAUCGAGAUUGCGACGGCUGAAUGAGAGAGCAUGUGGGGGCUCGUCCACAGUACAUCGAUCAAUGCCUCUCCCAGAGAGCACGAGACGGCUCAGUUGCCCCGAAUACAUUUAUGGAUAUGAGUGAUG